AUGGUAUUUAAGCAGCUAGGUUUACUGUUUCAUUGUUCUCUGGUCAUUUUCUCCUGCAGCCGCAGCUUCGAGCUUUUCGACCUUUUGACCUUGAAGAUGGAGUACGACUACAGAGAGUGCCGGUUUAUGUUCGACGCAUUUGGUGAGAGCAAUGGUAGUUGUACCGAGCAAAGAAGAAACAUAUUUCUUGAAACGUUGGUCCACAAUGAGAAAGAAGCUUAUGAAGUAUAUUGUGCUUACGCUCAUCAAAUUGGAUUCAGUGUUCAUAAGGAUCACGCUACGUUUUGGACUAACUCCAAAAAUAUCAAGACGAAUAACUUUGUAUGUGGAAAAACAGGUUUUAAGAAAAAGCUCAAGAUUACAGAAACUGUUAAAUAUAGAAAAGCAGAAACAAGAACAGGUUGUUCUGCAAUGAUUCGAUACGGAGUUGAUGAGGAAGGCAAUUGGACAGUUAAAAAAUUAAUUGAAUUGCAUAACCACUCACUAGCGAACCCCGGUGACAAGCACUUGUUGUGUUCCAACAGAAAGAUAAGUGAAGUAAAUGCAGAUGUGCUUAGAUCCAUGACACAAUCUGAGAUGAGACCAAAAGACGUUUUUAACUUCCUAGCCCAAGAAGUUGAGGGUGUAGAGAACCUGGAAUGCACAAAGACAGAUGCUUUCAAUUUCAUUCAGAGGGAGAGGAGAUGUAGAAUUGAAAAUGAUGAUGAGAAUACUGAUGAGUUUUUUUGGAGCGACGGGACAUCCAGGCUUGAUUAUGACUGCUUUGGAGAUGUGAUUAUAUUUGAUAUGAGUUAUAGGUUGAAUAAAUAUAACUUAUGUUGUGCUCCUAUUAUUAGUGUUAACCACAAUUGUCAGAAUGUUUUAUUUGGAGUCGGAUUCUUGUCAGAGGAGACGACAGACUCGUUCAAAUGGCUUUUUAAAACCUUCAUCUGCAUCAUGGGUGAUAAUCAUCCAAUAACAAUCUACACUGAUCAGGAUCAGGCCAUGGCUACAGCAAUAUCAGAAAUUUUGCCAAAUACAAGACAUAGAUUAUGUCAGUGGCACAUAUACAAGAAAUUGCCAACAAAGAUUCAUUGCGGCGUGCGAAAUAGGAUUGUCAGUAAUCUUUUUUAUAAAUGCUUGAGCAAAUGCGAGUCUGAAGAGGAACUUGAUGAUACAUAUAGGAUGAUGAUUGAGAUAGGUAAUCUCCAGGACAAUAUUUGGUUAGAUGAUAUGUACAAGAUUAGACAAAAGUGGUCUACAGCUUUUAAUGAGGAUGUAUUUGGAAUGAGAAUUUUAUCGGCACAGAGGAGCGAGUCAACUAAUAACAUAUGUCAUGGUGUCUCAAAACCAACUAGUUCUAUUACAGAUUGUUUCUUGGGCAUCGAAAAUGUAAUGAGAACAUGGAAGCGAAAUGAAAAAGACGAGGAUUUCAAAUGUGAUCAAUAUAUGAUUACUCUUGUCGCGAAGAGCAGUCCAAUACUGAGGCAGGCGGCUGCAUUUUACUCAAGGAAGUUGUACACAAUGUUUGAGGAAGAGUUUAUACACGAGUCAUGUGAUGACCACAUGUUCAACACUACUUGGGUUGUUCACUUCGACAGUUCGAGUUUGGAUAGAAAAUGCAGCUACAGGAAGUUCGAAAUGAUGGGGAUGCUAUGUUCACACGCUCUUAGAGUCCUAAACUUUCUACAUAUUAAGAAGAUACAUGUUAAAUAUUUAUUAUUGAGAUGGUCUGAAAAUGCAAAAAAAUAUGUGUAUAACAGUUCUGGGUACAUGCAUCUGCAACAAUCACAAUUCUCGCAUGAUAUUAAAGGCGACCUAAUUUUCCAAGCACACAUGCAGAAAGCAGCUUAUCAGUGCACCCAAAAAGCAAAGGGCAAUCCAGAAGUUGAGCAGCGCAUGAGGGAGUCAAUGAAGAAACUGUCAUUGGAUAUUGAUGACAUACUAGUUGGUAAAAAUUCUAGAGAUAGGAGCGAAUAA
Messenger RNA from Phalaenopsis equestris, 1959 nucleotides. Its product is annotated as protein FAR1-RELATED SEQUENCE 5-like. Gene Ontology annotation, biological process: regulation of DNA-templated transcription. NCBI's taxonomy places the organism in Eukaryota, Viridiplantae, Streptophyta, Magnoliopsida, Asparagales, Orchidaceae. The transcript has 4 exons. Gene Ontology annotation, molecular function: zinc ion binding. The coding region runs from base 1 to 1959 and encodes 652 amino acids. The record is from RefSeq and is a predicted model, not a curated record.